Galendromus occidentalis (western predatory mite) is the source of this 1452-nucleotide messenger RNA. RefSeq names its product carboxypeptidase B. The transcript has 2 exons. The record is from RefSeq and is a predicted model, not a curated record. NCBI's taxonomy places the organism in Eukaryota, Metazoa, Arthropoda, Arachnida, Mesostigmata, Phytoseiidae. The coding region runs from base 1 to 1452 and encodes 483 amino acids. Gene Ontology annotation, molecular function: zinc ion binding; metallocarboxypeptidase activity. Gene Ontology annotation, biological process: proteolysis.
AUGCAAACGAGAAUAUUCUGCCUACUGGCUGUGGUGGGCUCGAUCUACGCCCUGCCGAGGAUAGAAUCGACACCGAAAGUGCUCCCGUACGAGGAGGCCCGUGCGAAAUACGGGGCCGACGACUUGGAUGUCGUCGAUUAUGGUGACCACCACCUCUUCGUCGCCGCAGUCGAAAACGAACACCAGCGGAAAGGACUGGAGGAGCUCGAGCAGGAGCGUAACGAACUCGACUUUUGGAAUCCCGUGUUUGUGUCCAGGAACGUAUCGAUUCGAGUGCCUCCGGCUCUUGUCGAUGAAGUCGAGAAGCAGCUGAAGAAGUUCCAUCUCUCGUAUACACUGGCGACGAAAAAUCUCCAGAGUUGGAUUCAGCAUGAAAAAGAGGAGAACAGACAGCAGAAUUUGUUCUUGGUGGGAAGUGAUCCAGCGAGAUUCGCACUGAAUCAGUAUCACUCAUACGACGAGAUUUCCGCGUAUCUCGACGCGAUCGCCAGCCGUUAUUCCGACAUUGCUACCCUGAACACCAUCGGCUCAACCUAUGAAGGAAGACAGAUCAAAGGUCUACAAAUCGCGUCCGGUGGAGGCCAGAAACCUGUUAUUUGGCUCGACUCCGGUAUCCACGCUAGGGAAUGGAUAGCUCCAGCCACGAGUCUGUACAUCAUAAACAAGCUGGUCACUGGAGCGAAAACCGACGCCACCGUUAAAGCGUUGCUCGACGCUUACGAUUUCCACGUCUAUCCCCUGAUAAACCCGGACGGCUACGAGCGGACUUGGUCUGGGGAUCGGAUGUGGCGCAAGAACCGGGUCCGAUUCCAGGGCUACAGCUGUCAGGGUGUGGACCCGAAUCGGAACUUUGGAUACGCGUUUGGUGGUCCUGGAACUAGCGGAGACGUGUGCUCGGACAUUUACCGAGGACCGGGGCCAUUCUCCGAACUGGAGUCCCAGGCGGUCAGAAGUGGAGUGCAAUCUCUUACAGGACGCAUAAAGAUGUUCCAAACGAUUCACUCGUACAGUCAGUUGAUCAUGUUGCCCUACGGCGCGGGGCCGAGAAUCCAGAGCGCACACUACAACGACCAGCUGCAAGUAGCCCAGGCGGGACAGCGUGCAAUCAGCGCCUACAGCGGCCUGCAUUACCAAGUUGGCACUGUGACCCAGCUGCUCUCGCCGGCAGCUGGUGGGGCCGCCGAUUGGGCUCACGAAGGCGCGAACAUCAAAUACGCAUUCGCCAUCGAACUCCGCGACAAAGGUCGUUUUGGAUUCCUCCUGCCAGCCAGUCAGAUUCAAGCGGUCGGUGAGGAGUGGUAUCGAGCUACGGCAUCCAUGGUGAAUGAGAUCUCCAGGAAAGAAACCGGCAGAACCAUCUUCAAUGAAAAUAGUUUCCCUCGCGGAGGUACGGGGGGCUCGCAAACUCCGCAGCCCCCUCCCGUGCCCCAGUGGCCGCCCAUCUGGGGCUGA